Molecule: messenger RNA, 4197 nt
Organism: Lachancea lanzarotensis
Lineage: Eukaryota; Fungi; Ascomycota; Saccharomycetes; Saccharomycetales; Saccharomycetaceae
Gene: GEA2
Product: LALA0S05e01354g1_1
Exons: 1
Coding region: 1-4197 (1398 amino acids)
Biological process (GO): regulation of ARF protein signal transduction
Molecular function (GO): guanyl-nucleotide exchange factor activity
Source: RefSeq, a predicted model, not a curated record
AUGUCAAAAAUUCAGUACGAUGUGGCCGUUGAUCCAGUAACCAUCGUGAUCAAAGAGUGCAUUACUCUCUCGACUGCAAUGCGGAAAUACUCCAAGUACACGUCACAGACGGGCGUGGCAGCUUUACUGACCGGUGGAAGCGAGAUUUUCAGUAAUCAGGACGAUUCACUCGCCGAUACAUUUAAUAAUUUGUCAACGAGCAAAAAUAAAGACCCAGUUUUAUCAGGACUGGUGCAACUGAGAUUGAUGCUCAACAAUCUGAGCUCCCUAGAAUCAAUCGACUCACUAACGCUUCUGCAACCAUUUUUAAUCGUAAUAAGCACACCAACCAUUUCCGGAUACAUCACGUCCCUAGCACUGGACUCCUUGCAGAAAUUCAUCGCGUUUAACCUCAUAUCCGAGAACUCUCUCAAUCACAUUAUUGCCUAUCGCGAAGCAGUCAAUGCUUUAACGCACUGCAGAUUUGAAGGUUCUGAACAGACCAGCGACGAUUCUGUUCUUUUGAAGGUACUUGUAUCACUCGAGGCUCUCAUAAAAUCCAAGCAUUCUGUCAUUUUGUCAGAUUCAAUAGUCUAUGAAGUUUUGCAGACGGUCAUGUCUCUGGCUUGUAACAAGAAACGUACCGAAGUGCUCAGAAAGGCCGCUGAGAUGUCAAUGAUGUCCAUAACAGUGGAAAUUUUUGCCAGAUUACGUUACGUCGAAGCGACAGAUUACCAAAAGUACAUUGACGAUGAAGAUUUCUCCAAAAAAGUGUUGAAGGAUGAUACUAUUGGCCCAGACGUCGGGGAGACACUCCUGGAAAACGAGUCUAAAGAUGAACUAUCUUCAACGGGCAGUCUUGAACCGCAGGUGCAGUCUCAGCAUAAAGGAUCACACUCUAUUGAGGAAAAUUAUGGUCUUCCCGUCAUCAAAGACUACCUGAGCAUUUUGAUCUCAUUAAUUAUGCCGGAGAAUCAAUACAAACACAACAAUUCAACCAAAGUGUUCGGUUUGAAUCUUUUGAAUAUGGCCGUUGAAAUAUCCGGUGAUCUUUUCCCGCACCAUCCACGUCUUUUCAGCCUUAUUUCGGAUCCCAUUUUCAAGAACGUUCUUUUCAUCAUUCAAAACACCGAUAAACUUUCAUUAUUACAAUCUGCGUUGCAUUUGUUCACCACGCUGGUCAUAGUCAUGGGUGACCAUUUGCAAAAACAGAUCGAGCUUACUUUUGAAAGCAUAUUUCAAAGUCUACAAAGCGAUAAAGCUACCUCAUCUAGGCCACGAACUUCUGCGGCCAAAGAGCUCAUUAUCGAGCAGAUUUCAAUCUUGUGGACAAGAACCCCUUCAUUUUUUACUAAAUUGUUUGUCAACUACGAUUGCGACCUAAACAGAUCCGACCUAUCGACUAUGGUGUUGAACUCUCUGACAAGAUUGGCGCUACCGGAGGCUGCUUUAAUCACAGCAGAUAGUGUCCCACCAAUAUGUCUAGAGGGAUUGAUUUCUUUCAUCGACAACAUGUAUUCAAAUUUGGAUGGCUCAGGAACAGAUUUUUUGGACGGAGGUGCCCCGAUCGAUGCUCUUGAAGAGCGCGCUAAAAAGACCGAGUUUAUCAGAUGUACCGAUGCUUUCAACGAAAAGCCCAAGAAGGGAAUUGCUCUGUUGAUAGAGAAUAAAUUCAUUAGUUCAGACUCCAGUGAGGAUAUCGCCAAAUUUUUGUUUGAUGAGAAUGGAAGACUCAACAAGAAGGCUAUUGGUGAGCAUAUAGCCAGCCCUGACAACCUUCCCCUUUUGAAAAAGUUUAUUGAGCUGUUUGAUUUCAAAGGGCUUCGCAUUGACGAGGCCAUUCGUAUCAUGCUAACAAAAUUCAGACUUCCAGGUGAGUCCCAGCAAAUUGAACGUAUUGUCGAGACGUUCUCGGCUUCUUACGUCGAAAGUCAAGAGUAUGAUCACGCGAAAGCUGACCAAGACACUGAAAAUGACUAUAGCACAGUGCAACCAGACGCCGAUUCCGUUUUCAUAUUGAGCUUUUCAGUAAUCAUGCUCAACACCGAUUUACACAACCCACAGGUUAAGAAGCAUAUGACCUUUGACGACUACACGUACAAUUUGAAGGGAUGUAAUGACCAAAAAGAUUUUCCUAUGUGGUAUCUGGAUAGGAUAUUCUGCUCCAUUAGAGAUAAAGAAAUCGUAAUGCCCGAAGAGCACCACGGAACGGAACGGUGGUUUGACGAUGCAUGGAACAAUCUUGUAGCUUCAACAACAGUCAUCACACAAACAGCACACAACACACUUUCAAAGGAUCGAAAUAUCGACAAAAGAGCACUUAUACAGUUUGACAAAGCAAUUUUUGAGGUGGUCGGAACCUCGAUAGUUAAAACACUUUUCAAGAUUUUUGAGGUGGCGUCCGAUGACCAUAUCAGUACUCGUAUGCUUACCAGCGUCGACAAAUGCGCGCACAUUGCCUCAUUUUUUGGGCAAAGAGAGCUGUUCAACAAUAUUUUACAAACAAUUGCUAAGUCGACGGUACUAACAAAGCAGCCAGUAAAAUUACCACACGGUGCUCAAGAUCUAAAUGAAAUACCCGUUGUCGAGAUAAAUGUCGAAGAAUCUAAAGAAGUUGUUACUGUAAGCAGCCUGUCUGCUAGGUUUGGCAGCAGUUUCAAAAGUCAGCUAUGCCAUGUGGUACUCUUCCGCUUCUUGCAGCAAAACAAUCAAACUGAUUUGAUUGAUGAGGGUGUUUGGUCUCUAGUCGUUGAAAUCAUACUGAACCUAUUUGAAAAUGCACUUAUUACACCAGAUGUUUUCCCAGAUCUUCAAAAUACCUUGAAGGUUGGCAGGUUACCAAGACCCGCUCCUGAAUAUACAAUUAACAAGUCGAAGCUAAACAAAGGACUUCUUUCUACGUUUGCGUCCUAUUUGAAAGGUGACGAAGAGCCAACAGAUGAGGAGUUGAAGCUUUCGGUAAGCGCCCAAGAAUGCGUGAAAUCUAGCCGCGUUACCUCCUCUAUUUUUGGCAAUGAAAAUAACGUUAAGGGACCACUUGUGUUGGCUCUGCUAGAGUUUGUGCCAAUGAAAAUUUCUUCAGACAACAACAGAUACUUCGAAGCCGAAAUUCUUUUCGUCCUGGAACUUGCCGUUGCCUCUUACCUUUUCUGCAAAGAUAAAAAGAAUAUUGGGAAAGCGGUACUAUCAAAGCUAGUUGAAGUUUCUAAGCUGAAAGACAGAAGUAAGGCUUUCAAGCGGCGUAUCUCCUCUUACAAACUUCUUCUUGUCUCGGUUUUGGAUGAGCCACAUGCUAUCACAAGCCUGAUCAAUAAUGACGUUCUGGAAGAGAAUGCAGUCUAUGGCCCUGAUUUUUUUGCCAGCAAACAAGGUACAGAAAUGUUACGCAUGAUACUCUCGCUAACAGAAAUUGAGAACUAUAAUACUGUUUUGCUUCAGGAUGACGGAUUCUGGAAGCUUCUUCGUAGUUUCGCAGCUACCGAGGGUCAAACGUUUACUGUUUUCGAGUAUUUGGAUAACUCAAUUCUAAAGAAAGAGAACACGGUCUCUUCGAAGAACUUUCUUUCCAUUCUUGGUCUUCUCGACGAAAUUUCUAGCGUUGGCGCAAUGAGUGGAGAGUGGGAAGACCGGAACGAAAAAGUUACAGCAAGCGGACAAAAACCAGAAGCGGAAAACCCCUACCAAGAGGCCGUAGAGCUUUCGCUCAAAUCUAUCAAUGCAACCGGUCACCUGUUGGAGAUCAAGCGAGCGGAGCCCUUCAGCAAGCGAGAACUUUUGGGCGUUGUUCAAGCUUUCUCUCAUCAAUGUUACAAUCCAUGUUUCCAAUUGCGAACGUUUGCGCUGAGUGUGCUGGAAGCAACCCUCUCGAAACACUCAAGUAAAUAUGUGGAAACUACAUCUGUCGCCGAGGUAUUUGAAAGUGGUCUUCUAAGCAUAAUGGAAGGCGACAAAAAACGAGCAAGUGUGUCUGACACCAUGGCCUUGUUUUCAAAAGUUUACACCAACUUUUUGGUAAAUGGGAAUGGAGAUAACGAAACUUUUUUGAAGUUGCUGAACAUUUUUGACAAAUUCGUAGACGAUUCCUCUGUCGAGAAGACGUUACAAGACCUUAUAGCCGAGAAGAAAGCGUUUGAUAAGAAACAAAAUGCUCUGAAAGAAAACGCCAACGAGAUGCAACCGGUCGAAGCUCUCCCUAGCGGGGACGUGAUAUCUACCUGA